AUGGACGCCCUUCCUGGCGCUGUAAUACAAGCCUUUGCGCACCUGUGGGGCCAGCAUCCUGAAGUAGCAGCCGGUAUCUACGCUGCAGGUGCAGUCGUUGCUGCUGUGCCGCAUUACAUACCAAACUUUGAGCAGGCCAAGGUUUGGUAUCAGAAACCCAUUCCUUCUACGAUUCGCGUUACAAAACCCGCCCAUACCACCGAAGACGCAGCCGACAUCGUGGUAUCGAUAGUUACCAAAGUUCGCCGUCCUACCGUUAUCACCGUCACAAAUUCUGUCUCACCCGCUUGCAACACAGCCCUCACUGUCGAACAGCAAGCCAAGGGUGAAGUUUUGAACACUUCCUCGUCUUCCGAAUCAAUCCAGGACACCUCUGAAUUUGCCACAGAAAGCUCUGCUCGUUCGACAGCGAGCAGCUCCUCGCAAAUCUCCUGGAAACCUAGUACUCCGAGAGAUACAUUUCCGGAGGUAUCUAGCAAGAGUCCAGAGCGUUCACUAGCAAAGACUACGAGUACUUCUACUGAGAAGAGCAAUCCUGUUCAUGAGGUACCGUCAGUAUUGGGCACAAAUUCUUCCAAUGUUACAAACACAGGCUUUAAAGCCCGGAUGAGUAGGCUUCUACACGGCUCGCAAUCCUCCGCGGCAUCGAAAGAAUCGACCAUCAGCGAUACACCCAGAGACGUCACAUCGACCGGGUCCCCCACCGUUGGCAAGGUGCCUUCCUGGACCACGUCUCCAGUUGUGGUUGAACAAUUACCGGUUACCUCACAGUCGUUCAAUGAGAUCAUAGACUAUUCGUUUGAAACCAUUACCAUUCCGCAGAGAACGAAGACAGUUUCCAGUGCUCCCCUAUCUAGCACUGCAAGCAUUGACACUGGUCUCAAAGAACAUAAACAAAAGGCGGCUAGGAAAUCAUUCCAAGACUCGUCGUCAUGUAAGACACUUCCCAGUGCACCUGUGUCCAGCACCAAGGACAGCGCCGUUACGCCGAGAGAACGCAAGCCAGCCUUUGCACCUUAUAGACAAAAGCCGGCUAGCAAACCACUUCAAGAUUCGCCGUCAUUCGCCAAAUCCCAACUCUCACGCUGGACUGACUUUGGACGAGCGAUUCAUGAGAAUUACGUCGCACAGCAAGCAGAUCAAAAGCCGUCCAAGCCGUCCUACUACAGUAGCCCUAUCACUAUGGCGGAUAUCAUGGUGGGAUAUGUGCCAUCCAUUCUGUUCGCCGUAUGCGACCAUCUGUAUAAGGAUGACCCGGACAUUCAGGAAAUGGUGGCAUUUGUGGUGCGCAAUGCGUAUAUGUUUGUCGUUGGAUAUCUCGCCUACGCGGAAUUCCGCUUGCCAACAUUGCCAUACUCCAAACCUGUAGCAUACGCACGCAGCAUCGGAUCCGUUUCCUACAACGUGUGGCAGAAAGCAGUAGCCAACUUCCUGGGAAAGCAGCAAGCCGAUCACUUCAUCAUAGACCGGGCGUUGUACGCCACCCUCGUCGGUAUCGCGAUUUAUUUCCUCCUUUUCGCCGGACGAAGGACCCGCGAAGUUAUUCACCACGAAGAAGAUGAAAGCGAUUUAAGCGAGGAUGAAGACAAGUCUGAGACCCAGGAUCUGUCCGCCAGCGCGCCUGCUGCCAUCCCGCACCGGAAAGAGACAUUAAUUCGUUGUUGCAUCGGCUUCACUGUUGUGAUGACUGUCAUCUGGCUCAGUGUCUACGUCCAGGACUUGGUUGUUAUCUUGGCCAGUGUGCUAGCGGCACACUUCCUUUCCAUCUAUGACGAAGAGGCGCGCAACACUAUCUUCACCAUAUUGAACCUCGUGGUUGGCGGCUCAUACCGAUCAGUCAUCGCCGCGCGAACCUGGAUACGAUGCUACGCUGCGAUUGCAGUAGUAGUAUACGUCCUCACCCACAUAGACCAGCCAUCUUCGUGCGCUGAUAGACUUUUCAGAGGCGGCGUUGCCCCACCCUUCAGUCAUUUUGCUGUCGUGCUCAAGCUUGUGGGUCUCUCCUAUGUCGACUCCCUCGUGGACGGCAUCAUCGAAGUCUCUCGAAUCUCUAUAGCGAAACUCCGGGUUGUAAAAGCCUGGGCUAAGUACAAGUUCAUGCUCAUCGUCAGAGGUCGCGCUGUCUUCCCGUGGCACCCAGAGACUGUCGGUGAGGCUAUUCGCUGGGUGCUCGCGACAAUCAUGCUCGGUCCCCGGACAGUAUAUGGGUUGCUACCAGUAUGGGCUGGCCCAGCCGUUGGGUUGUUCGUGCUCUGGGCAUUGACCUCUACGGAAUUGGGUUACGCCUGCUCACAAACUCACUACAACUUCGCGGGAACGCGCAACGAGCUCUUAUGUGUACCCUACUACCUCGACGAAAAGGGUUACGAGCUCUCGUAUACCCACUGCCCUCUCCCUCUCGCCGGCAUGGGCUACCAAUUUCAUUACAGCCACCCAGAAAACGACUUCUUCAGCAUUCGAAAGGUUAUCGAUGAAUCUGAGCUUGUUGUACAUGGCACAAAUCAAACCGGUCGUAUCUUCCGUGGGUACACGCUGCCUCAGCAAUUGGUGCCAAGGCCUAGCUUACCAUUGGGCUGGAUCAUGGCCGCUCAAGCAUAUCCCGCGCAUAAGGUCCGGUCGUCUUUCACAUUCGCAACUAGUUUCAUGGUUAUGUACGUCCUAGGCACAAACGGGGUCCUUGCUUGCACUCAGGACUACGGUAUCAUCUUUGCGACUGUUCUUGUCAUACUUCUACUUCUAGCCUACUGGCGGCCGGGCCCGAUCGCAGCCCGAGAAUUUUCCCACAAACCGCUCCCUGACCUGCCGGAUGAAGUUGUGGCCCCUGACUCUGCACCGCCAAGUCCUCCCGCAGCACAAAUUCCCAUCCCUGCCAACGAGGCCGGAGAGUCAGAGCUGAGAGACCCCUUGAUUGAAGAACAUGAUACUACCAACCAGUCUCCAGACGCACAGCCAGCGCAGGCACCACAGACGCCCAGCAACAGUCAAGCAGUUGAUCUUUUGGAUGAAGACUUGUCAGGGCUUCCAGAUGAGGUAGAUGCGUUGCGCACUCAACAACAGGCCUCGCCUGUACAGACUCCCGUGGGAACGCCAACACGGGAGCAAUCGAUUGAGACACCGGACCAGGCUCAGGCUCAUACUGAGACGCCCACUGCAGAUGCAUGGACACAGACAAACGCAUCUCUUCCUUGGCUACAGCGCUGGAUGACUUGGCUCUUCGACAGUGAAGCGGCGCGCACAGCAAGAGAAAGUGCUAUCGAGGCCGCCAGGGCUGCUGCUGAGCAGGAGCACAGGGACUUCCUAGAGCAAUCUGGCCUGGGGAGCGGUGUAGAGCACGAAGAGACACAAUCGUCAAACGACGCCAGCGAAAGUCCGGCUGCUGAUUCUUCGAUGAUAUCUCAGCCUACAGAGACUGAGCAACAGCACCGGGCUGCUGUUGAAGCUGAGAAAUCCGAGGAAGCAAUCCCGGCUAACACGUCAGAGACCGCAACUGAAGCUAUCCCAGCCCCUGCGGCGCAGGUACCAGCGAUACCGGUGGUUGCUGAUACAUCAGCAUCACUGCGCACCCUCACGCCAGCUGCCGCGUUCAAACGUACUCCUCUGUUCGAGCCUACUCCUCUGACAACGACCACUCCCACGACCGCAGCGUCUCCCCUGCCAGUAGUUCCUGCUGAGCCUACUCCGCCAGCCACGACUACUCUCCCAACUAUCGCCACUCCUGCAAUACCAGCUAUUUCUUCCGAUUCUUUGAUCGUACCUACUCCCGUCAUUACGCCUACUGAUAUACCGAAGCCUGCCACAGACACUACUGAGCCUGAGUCAACGCUUGACAUCACGUUCGAUCUUCCUUCCAUCGUAGUCAACCCGCCAGAAUCUGAGACGCAAGGAGGACAUAGGCCCAUGACAUUUGUUCCCAUUGAGAUGACGGAACUCGCUACACCCGCCAAGCGCACGCCUACCAAGGACCCUGCUCCAGACCCCGUCAAUGCCCCGGAUCACCAAGCCCCAGCCGCUAGUUCAGUGCAAGAUCAACAAGAGGAAGACACGCAAGACGAUGAGCAUGAUGGUGUGCAAGAAAGCGACGAAGAGGAAGAGGAAGACGAAAACGAAGUUGAAGAAGAGUUCGAUUUCGGUGGGAGUCCUACGAUAGGCACAUCAGCUCCGCUACAGCCAGCGAGCCCUAUAGAUGCCGAGAUUGCUGCAGCACUUGAGAAGUACCGCGAGGAGGUGCGAAGAGAAGCUGAGCAGAAGAAGGCCUUGACUUCUAUGGAGGUUGCUUCUGGUGGAGCACCCGCGCCUGGCGACGGCGAUGAUGACGAUAAUGGCAACAGCGAUGGUGAAGAUGACAAUGAUUCGGGCAAUACGACAGUACCUGCCGCCCCAAAGCAUGCCAAUCCUGAACCCGACAAGGAACCUUUUUCGCCAACAGAUGUGCCAAUUAGAGGUAUCAACAACGACGCUCCAGCAGCUACGCCCACGACCAGUGUUAAUGAAACUGCCCCCACAUUACUCUCACACCCAGCUCCCGGCACGGCAAAUAGUCGUCCCUGGGCCCCAUUCAGCUCGCUUCCUUCCAGCAGGACUGAGCCGCCUAUGUUCACAAAAGAGGAACUUGAUACGCAAUUCGCCCUUCCUGCCAUCUACAACCGGCCUGCCACUCGUCCCACAGACCCAAAACAUCCAGACUCCGCAGAACAGUGGCGUAACAGGUUGCUAGGAGGUCCUAGUAUGUUGACCAUAAUGAGACGAGAGCGUGAAGCUGCGGCUCGAAGGGCUGGUGGUGGUGGUGGAGAUCCGCCGCCUGGCCCCGGUGGUCCUUUUGGUGGAAACGGCGGCGGUGGAAAUGGAGGCGGAGGCGGAGGCAGCAGUGAUGAUCCACCCGCUCCUUUCGAUCCAUCCAGCGGUAGUGGAGGCACGAAUCCUCCAUCGCCGUCGGGUUCAGCUGGCUCAGGACCUAUGGAGGGGAUCGACGAGGCUUCUUCGAGCGACGAGGGGCAGAACGGUGAGAGCGAUCCCCAUGAACAUGACAACGAUGAGGGUCAGACUUUGAACAACCAAGCUGACACCAACGAUCAGAUGGAUAAUGGCGACGACGGUAACCAGGGCGACCCAUCCGCACAUCCCGAAGCUUCCAAUCUUGCUGACACUCCUAUGACUACGCAUGCGGCCCUUGACGCUACUAUCACGGCCGACGACGAUGGAGACGUUGAUAUGUCCGACCUAUUCAAUGUCGAUUUGGAAGAUACCAAUUUGGACGAUCUCGAAUUGGACAACAGCAACAUGGACGAUAUCAACUUGGACAAUAUCAAUCUGGAAAACAUCAACUUGGACGGCAUCGAUUUCGACAAGAUCGCUAACUCUGGCUUCGAUAAUGAGCAAACGCCAACCACCACCGCUGAUGACAUGAGGAGACAGCUGGUACCUCUCGAGGGACUAGAACAACACAACGCAAUACCAACAAGCCUGUAUCUGUCUCCUGAGGAUGAGCAAUACGGUGAAAUGGCAGAACAAAACAUAUUCGCUGAUAUUGAUGCGUAUGAGGCGCAGAAUGGGCCUAUCGAGAUUCCACCUCCCAUGUCUGAACCUCAGCAGUACCCAACCGACGGGGAAAGUUUCGAUGAUUUUACUGGAAACGCUGGCGAUCAGUCUUCUCUGCCGACCCAGCAGCCAUCGAUCAUUGUUGCUGGGCCUACUAAGGAUGCGCCAGAUGCGUUUGACCCAUCCUCAUUCUCAAAGGUGAACUGGGGUGCCGCAUUUGGGGAUGCUACGCAAGCCGAACAGGAUGACGAUGCGUCGUAUGAAGAGAUCAUCGGUUCCGCUGCUGCAGACGCAUCUGGAGACGAUCAGGAGCCGGCACGAGAUGAUCUAGCUUCACCGCCACCAAUACACGGAGACGACUUGAAUCUCGAAGACUACGGAGUUGCUGAAGACGACGAGGAACUCAUCGCCGGGCUUUCGAAUGUCAAUCUCGACCAUGAUCAAUCUGACAACAACGACAAAGCACAACUCUUGCCAGGUUUGGGAACUCAACGAGCAUGGGACAGUGACUUCAACAAAGCUCCGGAUAACGCUGAACAUGAAUACAAACACCCAGAUGAGUUCACAAGUGUCAGACCGAGAACACGCUUGGUACAACUUCGGGAGGACCGCAAGAUCGUGGAGAACCCCGAACAUGCGGAAUACCGAUCAGCCGGCAUGAAGUCGCUAGACGAACUGACCGGGCGACAAGGCCAGAUCUUCCGAGAGGUUCCCAUGGACACGUACGAAAUGCGAGGAAAAAGCCACGACGACUACAAGGCUGCACAGGAGCUGAUGGCAUGGUUUGAUCCGGAUGCUGAAGGUGCCGAACCUCGAGGUGAUCCCUCGCCAGCUGAUUCUGACGAUGGUAGCGCGUUGUCAGGCGAAAUCGAUGACGAUGAACUGGACAAGCUUGCCAAAGAAGUGGAAAAGGAUCAGUUGGAUGAACUGAACAAAGCAUCCAAGAGAACACGAGACCUUUCUGAUGACUCAGAUUCAGAAGCAUCGGAAAAGAUUCCAGAUGGUCCAGCAACUCCCCAGAAGGAGAGUUCAGGUGCACGAGCUGGUACUCCGAAGAAGGGCCGCUUCAGAGGUCCAAUCUCAUUUGAUACUGAGGAAGAAGCUCGUUUUGAAAAGAACGAUGUGGAAAAGGUCUUGGACCUUCCGGUAUUCCAGAAACUGAAGGAGACCAACACCACAUCGACAACCCCGUCGCUGGCGCAACCAUCUCCGGUUGCUAAUUCUGGUCUUCCGACUCGCCCAAGUACACAAAGCACACUCAACGCGCCGUCGACGCCAAGCUCGAAUCCUACUUCCCCAUUUUCGUAUGACAGGCCGCCACCGCCUUCACCUCUAGCAGGUGGUUUCGCACCGGGAGGUUACGCACGCUCGUAUAACCCAGUUACUUUGCAAAAGAGGAACAGCACGUCCCCUUAUGCAGGUAUACCGACUCUCGGCAACCUUAGCAAACCACGCGUUCAAAGCGGUAAUGCAACACCGCCUCCUCGAAGUCCAAGCUACCCAGCCAUGAAGCUGCCCGACGCUGCACUAUCGAACGCAAGAAGCUUGCUCAAACCGGCAUCCGCCCGCCAUCGUGCACAGCCUACAGCAGGCACAGCGACUACAAACUCCCCGCUCGCCUCGCCCGCGUACAUGCCCAUGCAGCCUUCGGCGGGCGGGAAAUCCAAUGAUUCAUUGACUACUCCGCCGGCUUACGACCCGACACAGCCUGCGGCGGGAUACACUCCAAAGUCAGCGUCAGACUUCCGGGCCCAGUUACUACCCUUGUCUGGAUUGAGUGUACCACAGAAGCCGUUGCCACAGCUCAGUGCGACAACACUGCCAGCUAGGCCCGCAGCGCAAGAUGAAGAUGCGGUCGGAGAUCAGACUUCGCAAACUCUAGGAGGCGAUGACAACAACGACUACGAUAGCGAUGUUGACAGCAUCUACGGUUGA
Alternaria viburni is the source of this 7470-nucleotide messenger RNA. RefSeq lists its product as uncharacterized. The transcript is spliced from 5 exons. Bases 1 to 7470 code for a protein of 2489 amino acids. Lineage: Eukaryota; Fungi; Ascomycota; Dothideomycetes; Pleosporales; Pleosporaceae. The record is from RefSeq and is a predicted model, not a curated record.